Molecule: messenger RNA, 3586 nt
Organism: Nematolebias whitei (Rio pearlfish)
Lineage: Eukaryota; Metazoa; Chordata; Actinopteri; Cyprinodontiformes; Rivulidae
Gene: dcaf6
Product: ddb1 and cul4 associated factor 6
Exons: 21
Coding region: 288-3185 (965 amino acids)
Biological process (GO): positive regulation of transcription by RNA polymerase II
Cellular component (GO): cytoplasm; Cul4-RING E3 ubiquitin ligase complex
Molecular function (GO): protein binding
Source: RefSeq, a predicted model, not a curated record
GCUGACAGCUGUCCGCUGAAAGAAAUAAACCAGGCUAGGCUAGUUAGACAGAUAGAUAGCAGCACGGAGAGUAGGGACGCAGUUGGACUGGACUCGGAGGGACAGCGGAGACCUGUCAGCAGCGUACAUUUCCCUCCCAACAAUGCUGAAUACAAGCUAACACCGUCCCGGCAGAAAGGGACUGAACAGGACUGACAGCAGCGACAAAUAAAAGACGACAUCGCCAGGAGAAGGGUUAGCUCAGUUUAAAUGUUAUUGUCAAUCAAAAACAAAGCCAUUUGCUUACAAUGUCCUGCACUGGAAACCUGGUUUGGGAUGUUAAUAAACGUCUAAUCGGAUACGGAGUGCCAAACACCAUCAGGACCAACUAUUUAGGUAGAAGAGAGUUUGUUCAGAGGCUAAAACUCGAAGCGACUCUGAACGUACACGAUGGCUGCGUCAACACGAUAUCCUGGAAUGAGACGGGUGAAUAUAUCUUGUCGGGAUCAGACGACACAUUUCUGGUCAUCACAAACCCGUAUAACAAAAAGGUCAAGAAGUCCAUCCGUUCAGGUCAUCGAGCAAACAUCUUCAGCGCAAAGUUCAUGCCUCACACCAACAAUCAGGAAAUUAUCUCGUGCUCCGGAGACGGCAUCAUCUUCUACACACACACUGAGAAGAGUCCAGAGUUUAACAGACAGUGUCAGUUCAGCUGCCAUUACGGAACAGCUUAUGAGAUUAUGACCGUACCGAACGACCCCUACACAUUCCUGUCGUGUGGGGAGGACGGUACGGUGCGAUGGUUCGACCUGCGCACCAAAACCAGCUGCACCAAAGAAGACUGUAAAGAUGACAUCCUGAUAAACUGCAGAAGAGCAGCGACCUCCAUCUCUAUUUCUCCUCUGGUGCCGUACUACCUGGCUGUGGGCUGCUCCGACAGCUCGGUGCGGAUCUUCGACAGACGCAUGCUGGGCACCAGAGCCACAGGUAAUUACACGGGCCGGGGGACGACGGGCAUGUGCGUCCGGUUCGUUCCUGCUCACCUGUCCAACAAGUCGUGCAGGGUGACGUCUCUGUGCUACAGCGAGGACGGUCAGGAGGUUCUGGUCAGCUACUCCUCCGAUUACAUCUACCUGUUUGAUCCCAAAGACGAUCAGGCCCGAGAGCUGAAGGGCCCGUCAGAGGAGAGGCGGGAGGAGCUGAGGCAGCCUCCGGUCAAGCGCCUCCGCCUUCGGGGGGACUGGUCUGACACCGGACCUCGAGCUCGUCCUGAGAGUGAGAGGGAACGAGACGGGGAACAGAGUCCGAACGUGUCCCUGAUGCAGAGGAUGUCGGACAUGUUGUCCCGGUGGUUUGAGGAGGCCAGUGAAGCUCAGAGCAGCAGAGGAACCCGACCUCAGGUUCGACCCAGAGGAACAGCCAUCCGUCCAGAGGGGGCUGCACCAACAGGAGACUCCAGCCAGGAGUCCCGCACCCCUGAGAGGCCUGUGGGGGCAAACUGUCCGGAGGUUGCUGCCAGUCCUGCUGCCGCCCCCGUCUCUAAAUCCACCUCCUCGUCCUCCUCAGGGUCAUCAUCAUCAGCGGUCACAGCACCUCCUACUUCCAGCUCCUCCUUGGUUGAAACCUCUGCUCCGUCCUCCUCCUCUCCGCUUACCUCCUCACCUGACUCAGAGCAGCAAGGUCGGGUUGAGACGGCCGGGGCGCCCACAGCUCCGCCCACAGCCCCGCCCACCUCUGAGCCUGCACUCUCAGAGUACGGUCCUCAUCGGCUGCCCAUAAGUUUAGUGUGUAGGCGUUUGCAGAGGCUGCUGCGGCUGGCCGACCCCCCCGGACAGGGUCAGCGAGCGGCGCCUUCCACAUCCUCUUCUUCUUCUGCAGCCGCUGAGAGACAGCAAAGAAGGGCUAACUCUGCUGCUGCUCCUGCUGCUGCCCUGAAACAAACAGAUUCUCCUUCGUCUGUGGUAAACAAACAGCUGGGAUCCAUGACUCUGGAUGAACAGCAGGGAGCCGAAUCUGCAGGUUCACCUCCUAAUGAGGCCGGUCCUGCAGCGGCCACCGCCAUCCCGCCCCCCAUCACCACCUCUACCUCCACCUCCACCACCCGACCCAGCACAGCGGAGCCCGUCCUAAGCCUGCACUACAGCUCAGAGGGCACCACCACCAGCACCAUCAAGCUGGACUUCACUGAUGAGUGGAGCAGCAGCACAUCCAGCUCUCUGGGCAGCGGAGGCUCUAAGACCUCCGAGGCUGUGGCUGCUCAGAGCAGAGCGAGUCCGUCAGCAGAGAGUUCGGCGUCGGAGCAGGUUCCCUGCGAGUCCUCGGGGCAGCAGACUCUUCCAGCGACCCCCACAGAGCCUCCAGGUGAUGUUACAUGCUCCAGCUCUGCGAAUCAGAGUCUGGUAGGGGUCUCACCUGAGGGGGACAACGUGUCGUCCUCACCACAGGAGAGGAGUCAGCCGGAGGGUUCGGAGGACACGUCGGGGGGUUGCAGGAGAGCAGAACCUGCUGGAGAGGAAGGGGAGGGUCGGAGUCAGCCGCCGCCAAGCAAUCAGGACUCCGACGACAGCGACGACGAUCCAAUCCUAAUCCCACCCACAAGGUUCAGAGGGCAGGGACAGAGAUUUAAUUCCAGGGGCUCUGCUGUAGGAGAUAGGAUGAUCAGACGCUCGGCAGCAGCUCGUAUCCAGGAGUUGUUUCACAGGAGAAAAGAAAGGAGAGAGAUGGAGGGCGAAACGCAAAACAUCAGGAGACCUUCAGUCAAAAUGGUUUACAAAGGCCAUCGGAACUCCAGAACGAUGAUAAAGGAGUCGUGUUUCUGGGGCAACAACUUUGUGAUGAGCGGCUCAGACUGCGGACACAUCUUCAUCUGGGACAGACACACCGCAGAGCACCUCAUGCUGCUCGAAGCCGACAACCACGUGGUCAACUGCCUGCAGCCGCACCCGUACGACCCCAUCCUGGCUUCUUCAGGAAUCGACUACGACAUCAAAAUAUGGUCACCGCUGGAAGAGUUGCCGUCUUUUAACAACGUCCUCGCCGAUGAAGUAAUAACCCGGAAUGAGCUGAUGCUGGAAGAAACCAGAAACACAAUCACAGUCCCCGCCUCGUUCAUGCUACGAAUGUUGGCCUCCCUUAAUCACAUCAGAUCAGAUCGACUGGAGGGCGAUCGCUCCGAGGGCUCAGGCCAGGAGAACGACGAGCAGUAGCCAAAUUUAAUUUCAAGCAAACCCCUUUUGUUCUCGCUGCAAAGCACUUACAACAGAUUUGUACUAGUGUAGAAUACUUCCUUUGGAAUAUUAGUGUCAUUUUUAGGCCGCUGUGUUUUUUUAAGACGACUUUCUUACUUCUGUUUCUGGAUAAAGUACUUCGGCGUGAAUGAAAGAGAGUACGUCAGUGUGCACAUGUGUGUUGGGAGUGAGAAAACUGGUGAGCGCUGGUGUGAAAGGACGUUUAAGUGCAAUAUUAUUUGUGUUUGGAGCUUUUGGUCAGUGUUAAUGUUUGACAUUUUGAGCUUGUAGCAGAGGAGCGUUGACGUGCUGCUGCAGGACUUACGCAUGUGAACUCAGACUGCAGAGGAAAAAACAGAUGCUUUAAUUUUGUUCUUUGA